GGUCGCAAAAAGGGCUGUUAGUCCAUUCGGAAGUGAAAAAAAUCUUACAUUUCAUUUUGAUUGAAGGCAUAACUGAUGCAUAUAUUUAGUUCAACCUCGGGCUACGCCAAAGAAGAGUAAGAGAAUGGCGAAAGUUUGCUUCCGCGGUCCUAAUGAUCAGUGGACCAUUCGCAUAAGAUUCCGCAGGUUCUACGUAAUGUCAUGCGCACUGCGACGGGAGACGGCGUUAAGAAGCGGAUAGUCCAAACGGGAGCGCCGAAAACGAUAGCAUUCGGAACAGACAUCGGAGACGGCCUAUUUGACUUCGAUCCGAUUCAAUCUUAUUACAUAGAGUUUGAAUCAGGUCGCGCGGAGUGGUCAGGCGAUUUUACAACAGAGCGCAGCAGAUUUGAUCGAGUCGAUCAGGUGGCGCUUGGCCCUUACGGGAAGUACCUUAUUUCGGGCAACGGUGCAGAAUGCUGUCGGGCGUGGCGAGGAUUCCCAGGUACAUAUUUCGCAGUCGCUGAAAGCCAAUUUGUCUGA
This is a messenger RNA of Amoebophrya sp. A25, 522 nucleotides long. NCBI's taxonomy places the organism in Eukaryota, Dinophyceae, Syndiniales, Amoebophryaceae. The record is from the annotation of a GenBank genome assembly.